AUUUUCUAGUCUCCUGCAGUGUGGAGUCGGUGUCGGAGCGGCCAUGGCAUCAGAGCGAGGAAUCCCCACGGAGACAUCCCCGUUGCUGGGGUCCCAGAGUAAUACUGAGUCCAUAGGGGCCAUCCCCCACACUGGCGGCCAGCGGGAUCUUGAGUCUGCAAGCCAGCAAACCGCCGCACGGGAGGAUGAGGAGGAGAAUCAGGCCAAAUCCUCGUCAGAGGUGCGCCCAAAUUUGAAGUAUAUCCUACCGGCUGUAUCUAUCGGGAUCUUCUUGUCGGCGGCCGACCAGACCAUCAUCAUGGCCAGUUAUGGUCAGAUUGGCAGCGAUCUGCAGGCCCUCAAUUUGACUAAUUGGAUUGCUACCUCGUAUUUUCUGACCCUGACCUCUUUCCAACCGCUCUAUGGGAAAUUGAGUGACAUCUUCGGCCGCAAGACCUGCCUAUUGUUUGCCUAUGCCAUUUUUGGGAUCGGCUGCUUGUUCUGCGGUACAGCUCAGAGUAUUAACCAGCUGAUCGCAGCACGAGUCUUUCAAGGUAUCGGAGGCGGCGGGAUGACGACUGUGGUCAGCAUUCUCCUGAGCGAUAUCGUCCCUCUGCGUGAACGAGGUGUGUGGCAGGGAUUUAUCAAUGUGAUUUAUGCGACAGGUGCGGGUAUUGGCGCACCACUAGGUGGGGUUCUGGCUGAUUACAUCGGCUGGCGAUGGGCGUUUAUCGCGCAGGUUCCCCUCUGUGCCCUUGCCUUUGUUGCUGUCACAAUAAUGCUGGAGCUGCCGGCCAUUGAAGACAGUCACUGGAAGACGAAGCUCAGCCGCAUCGAUUUUCCCGGCGCUGUGGUUCUUGUGGGAGCUGUAUUUGGGUUUCUCUUGGGUCUAGAUCGCGGCAGCAACGUUUCCUGGACAAUCCCCAUCACCAUCAUAUCUUUGAGCGUCUCGGCGGCUCUUUUCGUGCUGUUUGUGAUCGUGGAGUGCUUCUAUGCCGCGGAGCCCUUUGCCCCCGGCCACAUCAUCUUCAACAGGACCUUCUUCGCCGCUUACGGAUGCAACUUUUUCAGCUUCGGCGCCUGGCUGGCUGCCCUUUUCUAUAUCCCGCUCUACUUCCAGGCUGUCGACGGCGUCUCGGCCACGAUCGCAGGGCUGCGUCUGUUGCCCAGCAUUAUCUCCGGCGUCAGCGGCUCGCUCUUUGCGGGAUUCGUGAUGAAGUGGACGGGGAAGUUCUACUGGUUGACAGUCUUCGCGUACGCUCUGCUUACACUGGGUCUGACGACCAUCACCCUUGCCUCCGGGGGCGUCUUCGAGAGUACCAUAGUCAUGGUUUUGGGGACUGUUUUCUGUGCCUUUGGAAAUGGCACCGGCGUCACUUCCACCCUUAUCAGUCUGAUCUCCAACGCCACCCCAGAAGACCAAGCCGUCGUCACUGCCUGUUCGUACCUCUUCCGCUCGCUGGGGUCCGUCAUCGGCCUUUCGCUCUCCUCCACCGUGGUUCAACAGGUUCUGCGGACUCGACUGCAGUGGGCCCUACGCGACAGCGACGACAUUGAUUCCAUCGUGGACGGCGUCCGCCAGAGCCUAGACUACAUCAAGACCCUCGACCCGGCGGUCGCGAGGAUCGUGCGCAGCUGCUACGGCUGGGCUACAAAUAAGAGCUUUGCUUUCGUGGUUGGCAUUGCCUUCUGCUCGUUUGCCUGUAGCUUGUUUAUUCAUGAGAAGAGGUUGAGUCACUAAAAUCCGGUUCGCCAUGAAGUUAGAGACAGGAUUGGUUGUCGUAAGUUGUGGGGGAUUUGUGGAAGUAUGGGGAGGAUGAGUUUAUGGGAUUUAUGAAGCGAAGCGAAGCAGCAUAGCUAGACUUGGUUUCGGCCGAGGCAUUGUUUUUAGAAAAGGGUUUCUUUUUUUCUUGCCUUUUCGCGAUGAGGGCAUUUGUGAGGUCUGGUCUUUGCAAGAUAUACAUGAUGAUACAUGGUUUAUGCUUGGGUGAGUACUAGGGGAAUGAGCAUUUGAAAUGGAUACUUAGGUUU
This is a messenger RNA of Aspergillus saccharolyticus JOP 1030-1, 2010 nucleotides long. RefSeq names its product putative MFS multidrug transporter. Lineage: Eukaryota; Fungi; Ascomycota; Eurotiomycetes; Eurotiales; Aspergillaceae. The record is from RefSeq and is a predicted model, not a curated record. The transcript is spliced from 6 exons. Gene Ontology annotation, biological process: basic amino acid transport; transmembrane transport. Gene Ontology annotation, molecular function: basic amino acid transmembrane transporter activity. The coding region runs from base 44 to 1720 and encodes 558 amino acids. Gene Ontology annotation, cellular component: fungal-type vacuole membrane.